AUGAGGAGCGUCCAUCAAGAGGAGCGUCCAUCAAGAGGAGCGUCCAUCAAGAGGAGCGUCCAUCAAGAGGAGUGUCCAUCAAGAGGAGUGUCCAUCAAGAGGGUUGUCCAUCAAAAGGGGCGUCCAUCAAGAGGAGCGUCCAUCAAGGGGAGCGUCCAUCAAGAGGAGCGUCCAUCAAGAGGAGUGUCCAUCAAGAGGAGUGUUCAUCAAGGAGUGUCAAUCAAGAGGGACGUGCAUCAAGAGGAGCGUCCAUCAAGAAGGGCGUCCUUCAAGAAGAGCUUCCAUCAAGAGGAGCGUCCAUCAAGAGGAGUGUCAAUCAAGAGGGACAUGCAUCAAGAGGAGCGUCCAUCAAGAAGGGCGUCCAUCAAGAGGAGCGUCCAUCAAGAAGGGCGUCCUUCAAGAAGAGCUUCCAUCAAGAGGAGCGUCCAUGAAGAGGAGCGUCCAUCAAGAGGAGCGUCCAUCAAGAGGAGCGUCCAGCAAGAGGAGUGUCCAUCAAGAGGAGUGUCAAUCAAGAGGGACGUGCAUCAAGAGGAGCGUCCAUCAAGAAAGGCGUCCAUCAAGAGGAGCGUCCAUCGAGAAGGGCGUCCUUCAAGAAGAGCUUCCAUCAAGAGGAGCGUCCAUGAAGAGGAGCGUCCAUCAAGAGGAUCGUCCAUCAAGAGGAUCGUCCAUCAAGAGGAGCGCCCAUCAAGAGGAGCGUCCAUCAAGAGGAGCGUCCAUGAAGAGGAGCGUCCAUCAAGAGGAGCGUCCAUCAAGAUAAGUAUCCAUCAAGAGGAUCGUCCAUCAAGAGGAGCAUACAUCAAGAGAUGGGCGUCCAUCAAGAAGAUCGUCCAUCAAGAGGAGCGUCCAUCAAGAGGAUCGUCCAUCAAUAAAUGGGCGUCCAUCAAGAGGAUCGUCCAUCAAGAAAUGGGCGUCCAUAAAGAGGAGCGUCCAUCAAGAGGAUCGUCCAUCAAGAAAUGGGCGUUCAUCAAGAGGAUCGUCCAUCAAGAGGAGCGUCCAUCAACUCCAAGAGGCGCCGAAGGCCUCCACGAAGUGCUGUAG
This is a messenger RNA of Hyalella azteca, 1038 nucleotides long. Its product is annotated as zinc finger protein 493-like. The transcript has a single exon. The record is from RefSeq and is a predicted model, not a curated record. Bases 1 to 1038 code for a protein of 345 amino acids. Lineage: Eukaryota; Metazoa; Arthropoda; Malacostraca; Amphipoda; Hyalellidae.